This is a messenger RNA of Anarrhichthys ocellatus (wolf-eel), 1247 nucleotides long. RefSeq names its product GDP-L-fucose synthase-like. Lineage: Eukaryota; Metazoa; Chordata; Actinopteri; Perciformes; Anarhichadidae. Gene Ontology annotation, molecular function: GDP-L-fucose synthase activity. The record is from RefSeq and is a predicted model, not a curated record. The transcript is spliced from 10 exons. Bases 169 to 1143 code for a protein of 324 amino acids. Gene Ontology annotation, biological process: nucleotide-sugar biosynthetic process.
CCAACAAGUAUAGGCAACCCCUCUCCGCUGACUUUCACACGUACUCCAGUCCUCUAACAAGUUGGUAGGACUUCUAUGUUACCUGUAUUUCCUCUGCGGUGAGUCCUGCUUUGAAUUGCAUUUUUCUUUUUUAAUCUUCACUCGGAAGAGCCAGCACAUCUAUAGAAGAUGGGGUCAAAGAUCCAAGCGGGGCCAAUGCGUGUCCUGGUGACUGGUGGAUCUGGGAUGGUGGGCAAAUCCAUUGAGCAUGUGGUGCUGCAGGAAGGUGGGAAACUGGACGGAGAAGAAUGGAUCUUCCUCUCCUCCAAGGAUGCUGAUCUUGUAGAUGUCGGGCAGACCAGGGCUGUGUUCGAGAAGUAUCGUCCCACUCAUGUCAUCCAUCUGGCUGCAAAAGUCGGAGGAAUCUAUCUACACAUGAGGCAGAACCUGCAAUUUCUGAGGGACAACAUCAGGAUCAAUGACAAUGUUCUCCAAACCGCUCAUGAGAUGGGUGUGACCAAGGUUGUGUCUUGCUUGUCCAGUUGUAUCUUCCCUGACAAAACCACAUACCCCAUCGACGAGACCAUGUUACACAACGGACCACCUCAUGACUCCAAUUUUGGAUACUCGCAUGCAAAAAGAAUGAUUGAUGUUCAGAACAGGGCGUACUUUCAGCAGUAUGGUCAUUGUUACACGGCGGUCAUCCCAACCAACGUUGUCGGCCCCUAUGACAACUUCAGCAUAGAAAAUGCUCACGUGGUGUCGGCACUCAUUAGCAAGACAUACAAGGCAAAAAAGGAGGGAACUCCAAUGACUGUAUGUGGCUCUGGAGCUGCUCGAAGGCAGUUCACCUACUCUCUGGAUUUGGGUCGUCUAAUCGUUUGGGUCCUGAGAGAAUAUAAAGAAAUUGAACCCAUUAUCCUCUCUGUGGGUGAGGAGGAAGAAAUGUCAAUCAAAGACGCCAUGGACAUUAUUGCAGAGGCUCUGGACUUCAAAGGCAUAAUACAUUUUGACACCACCCUGUCAGACGGCCAGAUAAAGAAGCCUGCCAGCAUUGCCAAGCUGAGACGCUACCUCCCCGACUUCUCCUUUACACCCGCUAAAGAAGCUAUAAAGAAGACCUGCAGCUGGUUCGAGGACAACUACGACAAUGCCCGGCUUUGAAGUGACUGACCAUUAACACCACUCUUUGGUUCUGGUGUCGAGCAAGUUGUUUUCACUGUACAAUAUUGGUUCAUUCAGUGCCACAAUAAACAUUGCUGAACAUA